Molecule: messenger RNA, 1529 nt
Organism: Zophobas morio
Lineage: Eukaryota; Metazoa; Arthropoda; Insecta; Coleoptera; Tenebrionidae
Product: transcriptional repressor CTCF-like
Exons: 2
Coding region: 304-1077 (257 amino acids)
Biological process (GO): regulation of DNA-templated transcription
Molecular function (GO): DNA-binding transcription factor activity, RNA polymerase II-specific; RNA polymerase II cis-regulatory region sequence-specific DNA binding
Source: RefSeq, a predicted model, not a curated record
AAUUGAUUGAUCGACAGUGUCGGCGUCGACAACAUAACCAAAUACCGCUCAAAAAAAUUCAAAGAACGUCGUAAAAAUGUCACUUUCGGGCUAAAAUAACCGCGAUUGUUGGCUUUUAAUCAACGAUUGUGCCACCCUUUCAAUAAUAACCACAAUGUAACCCCCAAUCUCGACACCCGAAUUUGCUCAUCCAACCCUAGUCGCUCAACCCAAGCCAAAUCCAAAAAUUAUUGUGAUACCGUUUAGUUUUACAUUCCCUUAGUGCUGUGAUGUGCCAAAAUUGAAAAUCCUGAAAAAUACAAAAUGCAUCUGUGUCCGUUCUGCUGCUUUGAGUCGAAAUGCGAAACCAUCCUCAACAACCACAUGAACAUCCACGGCGGAAACUUAUUUCUUUUAGAUGAACUCGAGGAAAACCUGCCACCGGCAAACUGCUCCUGCGACAGCUGCAGAUCCGAGCAGUUCCAACUUGACGAAUUUCCAGAUUUACCCAACAGCAUCCGGGUGGAGUCUGAAGAAGAGCUGUUGCUCUUGCCGGAUGAGAUAAACGAGAACACGAUUCUGGUCGACCCCGUCAGGUUCGAACCCAACUUUCAGAAAAGAUGGUUCAAAUGUGACCAGUGCAAGUACAAGUCGAGACAUGGAGAUAAUUUGCGAAGACACCUUAUUAUUAAGCACGGGGACGGAACCGUGAUUCCGUGGUACUACUGCGACUAUUGCCCCCACAAGUGCAAGCAGAAGAGCGCCAUGACUGUGCACAUAAAACAUAGACACUUGGCGGAUGAUGAGAUCGACUGGUUUUAUUGCGACGUAUGUUCGUACAGAUCAAAGACAAAGAGUAGCAUGGGGAACCACAAGACGGGGCAUGUCCAACCGGAGCAUGUAAAGUGGCACCAGUGCAGCCACUGCGAAUACAAAGCAAGAAACCGCAGCAGAUUGAAUAAGCACAAGUCGGAGCUGCAUAGCAAACCGGGGGAAAUUAACUGGCUGAAAUGUCAGUACUGUCUCAUGUACGUCACGCGGAGAAAUUCGUCGCUCAAGUUGCACAUUCGGCGAAAACACUCAGCAUUUCUCAAAUAAAGUAUUUAUUAAUUGUGUGUUAGUAGAGUAGAUUUUCCAAAUAUUUAAUGGUUAGCGUUGGAUUUUUUCAUGGUGGUCACCCCAAAAGGGCAAAGGGUGUUAUUCAAGCAAGCAGCACAUUGAGGUUUGACAGGUUGGCAAAUCUGCUGGCCGAAACCCACCAACAAAUGGAGAUUUGGAUUUCACCCAGCCGAGGCGGUUCGCGAUGCGGUGGACGUGGGUGUCGACACCGAUCCCAGUGACUACGCCCCACGCCGUCUUCAUACAAAGAUGAGCCAUUUUGGGGCCCACACCAGGAAGUUUACAUAAAUCUUCAACCGUGUUUGGAAUGUCUCCACUCCACUCGUUCUUCAACAUUUCUGUAGUUUUCUUAAUGAAUUUGACUUUGUUCUGUGAAUGGUUUCAUUUAAAUGUGCACAAAAUGAAUAAAUUAUAUACCCUCCAGAAGCUAA